Messenger RNA from Psammomys obesus (fat sand rat), 847 nucleotides. RefSeq names its product membrane-spanning 4-domains subfamily A member 12-like. The record is from RefSeq and is a predicted model, not a curated record. Bases 53 to 847 code for a protein of 264 amino acids. Lineage: Eukaryota; Metazoa; Chordata; Mammalia; Rodentia; Muridae. Gene Ontology annotation, biological process: cell surface receptor signaling pathway. The transcript has 7 exons. Gene Ontology annotation, cellular component: plasma membrane.
ACUUGGAGGUGAAAAAGAAAAGGCCCAGAGGUGCUGGGGAAGCUGUGACACAAUGACGUCUUUCCAGACAACUACCUACCCUGGAAUGCAUGGCACCAUUCCCAAUCCUUACCCACCAACAAGUUCCAUGGCUCUUCAUCCUCAACAACCUGUUGGGUUUUUAAACAUAGGAAACCAAGUACAGACUGGGCAACUUUCCUUCAUUGAAUCUCCAGGAAUCUUCCCUACUAAUCAGCUGGGUCGAGAAAACAUGGCAACAGCAAAUCCAGUUCCAGGAACAACAACAACCAACUUGAAAGAUGCAGCAAUAGCACUUGGGGUGAAAUUAAUAACUGGAUUGAUGCACAUUGGCUUUGGAGUUGGUCUCGGGUUGCUGAGCACCUCUCACUAUGUGUCUCGAGCAUUUCCCUCUACUGCUUUCAUUGGUGGAUAUCCAUUCUGGGGUGGCAUAUGUUUCACGGCUUCUGGCUCACUCUCCAUCUCAGCAUUCAAGGAAUUCUCUCACUGUCUGGUGAAAAGCAUCCGGGUAAUAAACAUUAUUAGUGCUAUGUUUGCCUUUGUGGGAGUGGUUCUGUUUCUGUGUGAUCUGAACAUCAAUGGCUUCUAUUAUCAAGACUACUGGAUGGUGCUUUCUGGGAGAGGAAUUGCAGGUGUGCUAGCAAUAUUUUCCUUGUUGGAAUUCAGCAUAGCGUUGGUCACAGCUUACUUUGCCCACCAAACCAUCCUCCAUGGCCACAGGUCUGUCCUGGUUGCUCCAACUGUGUGUCCAGCCAACCCCUUGAUGCAAGAGUCUCCCUCAGCUCCUCCCAUAUACGACAGCAUUCCAGACUGUGCUCCUAGACAAUAA